AUGAAAAUGAUGAAUAAUCCUCACCAGAAAUCACGAUCGUCUUCACGACAGGGUAAACCCCUUGUCAAUUGUAUUCGAUUAAAUCAUGCCAUUAAAUUUUCAUUAUUACCUUAUGAAAGCAUUCUUGAAGCUAAUAGUAAACAUCAUAAACGAAAUCGAAAUCGAUCCAAUCAUGAUGACAUUGAAGGUUCAAAAAUGAUCAUUAAUGAUGAAUAUGCUAAUUCCUUAGACAUCAUUGAACAAGAAUUAUUUUAUCAAUUAAUCUAUAAAACUUCAAAAACUACUCAUCUUAAUGGAAGUCAUAAAUCAAAGAUACUUCUAAAGAAGAACGCUUUAAAUCGAAAAAAUGAAGAAUUAACCACAUCCCUUAUCAUUAAUACUAUCCUAGCUUUGAUAACUUAUUAUUUACGAGCUAAUUGUAUUAAGAAUUUUUCUAUUUUUCAACCUCAUCAAACUAAUGAUAUAAUGCAAUUUAGAAAUGAAUUAUUUAAUUUAGCUUCGAAAUAUUAUGGAUUGGCAAUUAAUAAACUACGGAAAUUAUUAACUUUAAAGAAUCAUCAUUAUUAUUAUUAUACUCAUAAUAUCACUAUUGGAUUAAUUUGUUCUUCAUUAUUAAAUAAAACCUCCAUUUAUCAAUAUUCAAAUUUAAAUCAUCUGAUAACGUUUUCAAAGGGGUUUAUAAGUAUAUUCAAUGAUUUAUUAUCUUCUAAUGAUGAUAAUGCUGAACAAAAUAUGGCUAUAGAUAAUAAUAAUAAUCUUACUUGGAUUGUUAAUUUUUUAAUCUUUGCUUCAAAAACAAUAUAUUUCCCCCCUUAUAAUCCUAAAUUGUUAUUAGAGUUUAAACAAGUGUUGGAUAAAUUUAAACAAAUCUUAACUCAAAACAUGUUAUCAUCACAUGGAGUUAUCCCAUUAGAAUCAUGGACAUUGAUCAUAUUCAAUUUUAAUCAUUUGUAUAAUUAUUUGAAUCAAUUAUUACAGAUUCUAGCUACAACUCCUUCCACCACAGAUAUAAGUCCUAUAAUCUUAUAUAAAUUAUUAAGACAUUGGUUAAUCAUCUUACCAUCUAAAAUAUUCAUCGUGGAGAAUUUAAUUAAUCAAUUUGAGAUAUGUCUCAUGUACUUAUUCAAGACUUUAACUCAUAUUUUAGAUAAUAUAUUCCCUCAAGUUAAUUUCUUCUUUUUACAAAAUUUCAGUGGGAAUGGAAUUAAAUUAUGGUAUGAACCAUUUCAUUAUAAUAUCGAUUUAGUCAAUUUCAUUCAUAAUAAAUCUAAUAAUCAUUUCGAAUUGAAUGAAAUUAAUAAAUAUUGUAUUAGAAUCAUUACAUUUUUAAAGAAACGUUAUAAUAUCCUUUCGAUAUUUUUUGGUGAUCAACAAAAAUCAAAUAUCAUAAGUCCCGAAAGAGUAAGAUCAAAUCUUAAUGAAGUUAUGAUUCAUAAAUUCUGGAAUCUGAAUCCAAUCCAAUAUUAUAAUUAUAUGCAUUUACCUAAUGUGAUUAAUUUAUCAAAUCAAAGAUUAAUCAAUUUAUUAAAAAAGAAAUCAAAUCGAAUGUUGAUUGAUCCAUUAGCUUCACUUUAUUAUUAUAAUCCCCAUCAUUUAAAUCAUUUUAAGAUAAAUUCUCAUACUCGAAUUAAAAAAUUGAAAACAAAUACCAUGGAUCCCAUAAUUCGAUUCCAUAUGAGUAAUCUUAUAACUUCCAACAAUACCAACUCUACCAUUUCAAAUGCUACACCAAUGUUAGCUCCUCAAUCCUCACCAUCAUCAUCUUCUUCAAUAACCACUCCAAGACAGAACAGAUCUCCUAAUGAUGAGUUUGAUUACCGAUUAUUAUCUCAUACUACUUUAGAAUAUGAUCAUCCAUCAAUUGAUACUGAAGAUGAAUUCCUUCAUCAUACAUACGUACAACAGCAACAGCAACGAAAUCAAUCCAUCAGUAGUAGUAGUAAUAGUAAUCAUAGUCAUGAAGAUGAUGAUGAUAAUGAUGAAGAUUUAUUCCAUAAGAAUCUUAAUGAAAAUGGUGAUGAUUGGUUUAAUUAUGAUCAUUUUAUUGCCCCUCAUUUCAGUCAUAUUUUCGCAUCAGCUUUAACUAAGGAUUAUGAAACUUUAUUAUUGAAAUUAAUCAAAAAGCAAGAUGAUUCAUCUCUUCCUCAAAGUUUAGAUGAUGAUCAACCUUUGGAAUAUAUUAAUUUCAAUAUGGAUUAUAAAACAGGGUUAUUGGUUAAUGAUAAAGAACCCUUACAUUUCAUUCUUGAUCUAGCUAAAGAAGAAGAACUUCGUUCAUCGAAUGAAUCAACAGGUACUGAAAAUGGAUCUGGAUCUGGAACUGGAACUGGAUCCGACACAUCUGAUAUUAAAUCUGAUUUCAAAACACCAACCACCACAUCAUCAACUCCAUCUACUGUAACUUCUAAUUCCAUUUCUUCCAGCACAUCUUCAUCUUCCCCUUCCACUACAGCUUCAAGUCAUGUUCAAAUCUAUACCCGGAAAUUACAAAACUUAUCUCAACAUAAUCAAGAGAUAUAUGAUAUCAUAAUGGAAUUUUAUAAUCUUAGGAAUAAACGUUUGACAGAAUUAAUUAAUAAUGAAAGUGAAGAUGACGAAUUUUAUGAUGAUUUAAAUCAAGGUUACUUCAAUUUAUGA
Messenger RNA from Scheffersomyces coipomensis, 2637 nucleotides. RefSeq lists its product as uncharacterized. The coding region runs from base 1 to 2637 and encodes 878 amino acids. Lineage: Eukaryota; Fungi; Ascomycota; Pichiomycetes; Serinales; Debaryomycetaceae. The record is from RefSeq and is a predicted model, not a curated record. The transcript has a single exon.